GUUAAAAAUAUACAUUUUUCCCAUCUGUGUGACAAUUUUUUUCACCAGACUUUAACACUAUUCUGGUCCCACCAUCAUCUUCCUAGCAAAGCGAUUCAGUUUCGUAGUCGAUGUGAAUGAUUUGAUCAGUUAGGAUGCAAAGCAACGCUUUUUCGUAAUCGGCACACGAAAUUUCAAUUUUUCUACUGCUUUAAAAAUUAUAAAAAUGACGUCACUAUGACAAUUGAAAUUGGUGAACUAAUAGUCAUGAAAUGUCAUCAAAUUUUGAUAUGUAUCGAUGUAUACCGAUUGUUGAUAUUAUCCAGAAAUCCAAUGUUUCCAUGUAUGUGUUAGAUCGGAGAUUUAUUGAGUGAUGUAUGUAAUCGAUUUGAAAUCUUGUCGGCAACUUUAAAUCGAAAGCGAACAUGCAUCACUGCUACGCUAAAUGGCUUUGGAUAAAUAAUGAAAAGUUCAAAAAACUUUUAAAUGUCGGCAAUUUUUUAAUGAAAUAAUUGAAAAUCUUUACUCUUGAAAUAAAACCAAUAAUACCCAAGGAGCUUUUGCUUUUUGUAGUUUAGCUCAUUUAUUGAAAAGCUUUAUUUGUUCGACGAUCGAGAGGGCUUUUAAGCGAAAUUAAUAUUUAGUUGUUAACCGAACGAGGUCUUUGGUAAUACAUUAGUAAAACACUCGGAAGUGUUAUGUGCGAAGAUAAAUAUAAAAAUUCUUAAAAGUAUAAUGGAUUUGUUAUUUCUAAGCAAACGCAUCUACUUGGGUACCGAAGAGAAUUUCAUAAAUGGUGGUAUCAUAGUGAGUGAAGACGGUAUUAUAAGGAAAGUAAUGCGUACACCGCAAGAGGUUAACAGUUAUUUGUACAACACAGAAUCGCAAGCGGUUUUCGAUUUUGAAAAUAUGGUUUUAAUGCCAGGCCUAAUUGAUGUCAAUGUGCAUAUUAACGAGCCGGGGCGGAAAGAUUGGGAGGGUUUUUUAAAUGCUACGAAAGCGGCGGCAGCAGGUGGUUUCACCACUAUUAUAGAUCGACCUACUAAUGCUGUACCACCUACAACUACUUUGGCUGGACUCAGAGCUAAGACUUCUACCGCACGUGGUAAAAUUUUUGUCGAUGUAGGCUUUUGGGGUGGUCUAAUACCGGACAACUUACAAGAGUUAUCAUCUCUAUUAAGCGCCGGUGUUAUGGGCCUGCAGUGCUCUUUAUCACAUACCGCCGAACCAGUUAAUAAGGAAUUUCCCGCCAUUACGACUGGGCAACUUCAUGAUAUCCUUUGCAAAUUAGACGAUAACGUUGUCAUAGCAGUACAUGCUGAAAGUGCUCUACAACAGCCUGUAGCAGCUAACGAAAACGAACCGAAGCGCUAUGAGUCAUUUCUGCGAACAAGACCGUCUCAAAUGGAAAUAAAUGCCGUACAAGCCAUCACUGAAUUAGCUUUAAAGCAUAAAAAAAAACAUUUUCAUUUAUUGAAUUUGAGUUCCAAUGAGGUCUUAUCCCUUAUCAAAGACUGUAAGGAUAAAGGAGCUCAGCUAACCGCCGAAACUUGUCCGCACUAUUUAAGUUUAGCGGCCGAAGAUAUAGAGGACUGCCGUACGGAAUUUAAAACUCAGCCGCCAAUUAGAUCAAAAAUGAAUCAGCCGGCUUUAUGGGAGGCCAUAAGGACUGGUUGCUUAGAUUUAAUUGCCUCCGAUCAUUCACCAGCUACAGCGGGCCCUAAAUGCUUGACGUACGGACGCACUAGAGGAAACUUUUUAAAUGCUUGGCCGGGUAUUUCUUCACUCCAACUAGGUCUCUCAAUAAUUUGGACCCAUUGCCAAAGAUAUGGCUUAGGCAUGCAGCAUAUUUACAAAUCAAUGUGUGAAAAUCCUGCUUUACUUUGCGGUUUAGAGAGAUUUAAAGGUAAAAUAGCUGAAGGUUACGAUGCCGAUUUUUGCAUAUGGAAUCCCGAUGAAGAAUUUCAAGUAUCACCCGAUAUGUUACAGUCUUCCAUUAAAGUAAAAAUAUAUAAUGAGAAGAAUGUAUACAAUUUUGAUUUUCAAAUCAUUUUGUUGUCUUUUUCAGUCCACACCAUAUACAAAUCAACGUUUGCGUGGAGUUGUGCAUGCUACCGUAGUACGUGGAUUACAUGUUUAUCAGCAAUACGAGAGUUUCGGCCAACCUUUGGGGAAAAUUUUAUUGCGUAAAACUUCACAAAAGGUUGUAAAAUUCGUACGAAUGUAAUUUGCGCACAUAUGUAAGAUUUCAAUAAAAGCGAAAGGAUUGAAUGACAGAAACAGAAACAUUUUAUUUAGGGCAUCAUUACGACAACAAAUACGUAACAAGUGUUAAACUUACGUAACAAAUGUAUAAAGAACAAACAAAUAAACAUGAAAUUGUAUAAGGAAAAGUUAUUUGGAACAAAGAAAAAUAUUACUUUAUAUUAUGUAUUAUAUAUACCAAGUACGACGUUAGCAAUAUAUGUUUGUCUUAUUUGAUG
This is a messenger RNA of Glossina fuscipes, 2462 nucleotides long. Its product is annotated as allantoinase. Gene Ontology annotation, biological process: purine nucleobase catabolic process; allantoin catabolic process. The record is from RefSeq and is a predicted model, not a curated record. NCBI's taxonomy places the organism in Eukaryota, Metazoa, Arthropoda, Insecta, Diptera, Glossinidae. Gene Ontology annotation, cellular component: cytoplasm. Gene Ontology annotation, molecular function: zinc ion binding; cobalt ion binding; allantoinase activity. The transcript has 5 exons. The coding region runs from base 715 to 2169 and encodes 484 amino acids.